Sardina pilchardus (European sardine) is the source of this 2043-nucleotide messenger RNA. Its product is annotated as receptor for retinol uptake stra6-like. Gene Ontology annotation, cellular component: plasma membrane. NCBI's taxonomy places the organism in Eukaryota, Metazoa, Chordata, Actinopteri, Clupeiformes, Clupeidae. Gene Ontology annotation, biological process: vitamin A import into cell. The coding region runs from base 1 to 2043 and encodes 680 amino acids. The transcript has 17 exons. The record is from RefSeq and is a predicted model, not a curated record. Gene Ontology annotation, molecular function: signaling receptor activity; retinol transmembrane transporter activity.
AUGAAUGGCAGCGAGCCGGAACCCUAUAACUACUAUGACUACUCGGACUGGUACUCGGACAAUUUAGAACCCACCAAGACACCUGUGGAAGUGGUUCCACCAUGUGACCCAACAGCCGAUGAUCAGCUUUUCCACAUAUCUAUCGCAGCCAUAUCACUGGUUGUGAUGCUGGUCUUAGCUGUGGCCACCCGCAGCAAGAGAAUGUGCCAGAGCUUCCAGAGGGGAUCUCCCAGCAUCUUCAAUCCAGUAAACUUCCUGGACCACACGCAAAACAGGGGCCUGGCCAUUGCAGUCUUCACGCUUCUCUUCUGCAAGCUGUGUGUGUUGGUCAUUCAUCCGGUCCCUCUGCCGCUGACCAAAGAUGAAACACCUGCCCUCAAAGAAUUGUGGAAGAUUCUGUCGAUUUUCUACUUUCCGCUUCUCUACUACCCACUGCUGGUGUGUGGGACCCUGCGCAGUAAGUUGGGCUAUGUGCUGGGCAGCGUGCUCUCCUGGACACACUUGGCCAUUCUCUGCUGGCAGAAGUCUGACUGCCCCAAGACCCCAGAGAUGUAUAAGUACUAUGCACUGCUGAACAGCCUUCCUCAGAUGGUCUGUUUUGCCUUCCUUGGUCUCCAGUAUCCUCUGCUUCUUCUAAAGGGAUCAAAGAGUGACCCCAAAUCCAGCGAGGAUUUAAACCAUGACUAUUACAAAGAAUAUGUGAAGUCCCUCCUUAAGAAACGUCCUGCCAAAACCAGCCCUGCAGGCAAAGACAAAGCCCCUCUGGCAGACAGGAUCUCUGAUACAAUUAAGUCAUACAUAUACACACCUGAGAAAGCUUUCCGGUUACCACUGAAACUGGCUGUCUCUGGAGCAGUGUCCUUCAUGGCAGUGUACCAGGUGAUGCUGCUGCUCAUUUGCUCUGUGAUUCCAAUCCUACAUAUUGUGCGAGCAGGCAUUAAUGAGGACAUUGCUUUCCUCCUGCUGGGAUUCAACAUCAUUCUGCAUGAGGACCGCAUGGAAGUGGUCAAAAUAGUCAUCCACUACACCUGGUGUCUAGAAAUUUGCUACAUCUGUGCAGCAACGCUAUCUGGUCUGGUGUCUCUUCUGAUGCUUAUGCGGUCCAUGGUCUUACAUAGGGCCAACCUGAAAGAGCUGUACAAGGGGCACAUCUACAAUGAAUAUAACCUCAGGAGAAAGAGCCGCGUUUCUCACUUUGGCAUUAUCAACUGGAUGGGCUUCACCGGCACUCAAGCUGCGGUCAUGUGUCUUGCCAUGGCCAUCCAGACGCUAGUGUUCUUCCUUGGGUUCCUGGUUUUGGUCUUCCUGGUCAUUAUCCCCAUCUUGUAUGGGCAGAAUCUCAUGUUUUUCCAGAUUCUUGGUAUGCUUUGGCCACUGUGGUUGAUGCUGUUCCUAAUUGUGGCUGUCCAGCAUGUCACUGCCCAGUUUGCCUUUGUCAAAAAGGAUGCAGGAACCAGGAAUCUGGAAAACAGGGCGGGCCUGUUCCUGCUCUCUUAUCUCCUCUUCCUGCUCAACAUCGUGGUGGGAGUGGUGGUUGGCAUACUGAGGAUGGUUGUCACUGCACUGUAUAACAUCAUCCACAUGGGCCGUCUGGACAUUAGUCUACUUAACCGUGGAUCCGAGAGUUUUGAUCCAGGUUACCGGUGUUAUACCCACUACCUGAAGGUGGAGGUGGGCCAGUCCCAUCCAGUGAUGAAAGCCUUCUGUGGGCUGAUGCUGCACUCUACUGGUCAGGAGGGCAGUGCAGGACAAAGGAUCCGAGAUGCAGAAGAAGCGUGCUCCAUGCAGUCGGGCAUCCCCCUGGUACAACAGGAGAAGCGGCUGAGCAAAGCCUCCAGCGCCCGCAGGGCCCGCUACCGCUGGCAGCUGCUGCUCACCCUGGUCAACAACCCCUCCCUUCUGGGCUCCCGCAAACACUUCCAGCUCCAGGCCUCCGACAGCACCAUCAACGGCACCCUCAACCGCAGCUCUAAAGAAGGCAGCAAGAAGGAGACCGACAUGGCUGCAGCCACCGCAACUGCCGACAGCCCAGCGACGAAUUGA